Hydra vulgaris (swiftwater hydra) is the source of this 639-nucleotide messenger RNA. Lineage: Eukaryota; Metazoa; Cnidaria; Hydrozoa; Anthoathecata; Hydridae. The record is from RefSeq and is a predicted model, not a curated record.
AUGAGUGCAAACUUGAAAAUAUUAACGGAAAGAAUAGAGAAAAUUGAAAUAUAUGUAACAAAUAAUAAAUCCAACAUUAUGAAUAUCGAAAAAGAUCUGAACGAUGUCAAAACAACAUUAAACUUCCAAGAAACAAACCUUAUAGAUAAAAUAAAACAAAUUAGAAAGUGUUAUGACAACGAAGUAAAUAUGUUGACCAAAAAAACAAUCGAUCUCGAAAACAGAUCUCGACGAAACAAUCUGCGAAUAGAUGGAGUAAAAGAAAAAGCAGGUGAAACCUGGACUGAAUGCGAGGAUACAGUUAAAGAUAUUUUUAAAAACCAACUAAAAAUAAAUAGCGAAGUUGUUGUAGAAAGAGCACAUAGAGUAGGCAAAACAAAAGAUAGUAAAAUACCUAGAACUAUAGUUCUGAAACUUUUAAAUUAUCAAGACAAGAACAAGAUUCUUAACGCUGUUAAAAACUUGAAAGGUACUGGUGUAUUCAUCAACGAAGAUUUCGCAAAGGAAACUAUCGAGAGUCGCAAAAAGUUGUGGGAAGAAGUCAAACGUCUACGCGGUGAAGGAAAGUACGCCAUUAUCAAGUAUGAUAAAAUUUUUUGUAGAGAAUUUAAAAAUCCCAUCCCUAACUUUAAGUCCUAA